This is a messenger RNA of Pecten maximus, 4792 nucleotides long. RefSeq lists its product as uncharacterized. Gene Ontology annotation, molecular function: oxidoreductase activity, acting on paired donors, with incorporation or reduction of molecular oxygen, reduced ascorbate as one donor, and incorporation of one atom of oxygen. NCBI's taxonomy places the organism in Eukaryota, Metazoa, Mollusca, Bivalvia, Pectinida, Pectinidae. The record is from RefSeq and is a predicted model, not a curated record.
UUUGUGAGUAUGUUGUUAUUGUAUUGUACACAUGUAAACACAGCCAUGUGCCCAGUCUCACUAUUACUAUUUAUAUCACAACACUGCUGCUUAUCUCACUGUAGGCGUGCCGUUGUCCUUAUAGGCUUAAUGGCUGUCCGGGGGGAUAUUUAACUGGGUCAGAUCGGGUCUUUAACACAAUAUAAAUGCCAUUCAUAAAAUUAAUUUAAAAAACAGGAAUUGAUUUUAGAAUCUCAAUGAAGUGGAUUCAAAACUUUUAAAAAUAUUUGUGCGUGUGGAAUGUAGGCGCAUUUGAAAUCAAACAGAUUACCGAACGCACUUUUUCAUUGUAUCACGUGACUAGUUACAGCAACACGAUCAUGUGACCAUUCAAAAUGGUGGACGUAAACAUAUCGUUCCUUUAUUUUGUGAUAGUUUCCAUGUGCGUUUCUGUUACUUCCCUUAACAUCUCGAAGCAACAGUACACCAAUCUACGAAUAUUUGAUACGUUUAGGGUGCCAAGAACUCAAGCUAAAGCGGGUAAAUUUCCACCAAGCCAUGUAAACUCGUGGUCGGUAGCUGUAGGGAAUGCGAACUUGGGUUAUGAUAAUCCAGGCCCCCUUUCAGGAGCGCAAAAAACGACAUUAAACGACGGAGAGAUAGUUGAAUAUACACCAGGUUCCCAAGCGCCCCACUUUACCAUAUGGGGUAUCAAUGGAAAGGUCGUUUAUCCAAGCAAAAUGUUUUCGAAUUCUCCUAUUAUUGUACACGUAUUCGAUCCAUAUUCGGGGUUUGUCGAAUGCAUGUGGACAUCGAAGGAAGGAUUGAAGCCUUUAGUCACAUCGGGAGUUUUGAAUUCAACACAUUUUAUUUUUGUCCCAAAAUCAGCGGAGAUGCAUGAACUUUAUGGGGCUUCGUGGAUGAGGGACCGCAUUCGUCAGACACUUCGAAAUAUCGGCAUGAGUAGGGCAGAUGAUGCUUUUGUGAUGGAGAAAAUCCAUAUUUCUGUUGUUCCCCUUGACAAACUUGGUAACUGGAUUCCAGAUGCAUUAAGCCAGUGGCAUUGUGUAGAUCACCUUUGUGGCUACGAUCAAGUUGUUGUCCGAUCUAAUGCAUCACAAUUUCCAGUUGUGGGUAAGAGAUUGGAUGCCAGGUAUGACUGGUUGCCAAGUCCAUCAAGCGUUUUUGGGAACAAGACACUGUCAAUGGUUAGAGCCGAUACAGGCUGUGAAAGCAUAGGAUCUGUGAAGGGAUCCAUUGCUCUGGUUACUUCAGGAAACUGUUCCUUCUUCCAAAAGGUUCAAACAAUGCAGAGGUCAGGAGCUAUUGGUGUUGUUGUGUUUUCUAAUAAAACUGAAACUGUACAGGAAUUAACCUGUGAUAAUCAGUGUGAUACUCCUCUAUCUAUACCAGCUACAAUGGUGGAGUAUAGCGGUGUAUAUACUGGAGAUGAAAGACUAAACAUAAGUUUCCAGAACACUCCCUCUGAGAACUUUUUCCUGUCGGUGGACCAGGCAGGGAAACUGGCAGAGGUUGGUUGGUUCCUGUAUCCGUCUGUGGACUUCCUGGUGUGGCAAGCUCAGUGGUUUGAAUACAGAGCUGAACUUGACAAAAAACUUCAGACCCCAGCUACCAUAGUCAGUAUCUUCACAGAAAAAAUUAUGCAGGGGAAACAGGGUGUGGUAGUUAAUGUUACACUGCCAGAUUUAACAGAUUUACAAAAGUUUUCCAAGAUGGAAUUGGAUAUGUCUCUGUCAUGUCCGGGGACCAUGGAUACGGAGUGUCCUCACUGGGAUCACACCAUCAACUUGUAUGUGUGCUGUGACCCUGGAUCGCCUCUGUGUGGUAUGGAACUGGGACGCUGGAUAAGUGCCUUCCGACGGAGGAUUGGCCGCUGGACGACUGAUGUCUCCCCUCUUCUUCCACUUCUCACAAGCUCUACAUGUGUGUUCAACAUGAAAACUGAGCCCUGGGCAAUGCCUUGGAAGCCAUCACUGAAUCUAAGGUUUUCCCAGCCAAGGGGGUCAGGUGACAUGUUUCCAGCCAAGGUCACAGUGUUGUAUGAACCUGGAGCUACAUUUGAUAAAUCUUACAACUCACAUUUUAAGUCACACAAGUUCACAGUGCCAAAUGAUGUCAAAAGGGUAGAGGUAUUUGCCGUUAUCACUGGACAUGGAAGUGAUGAAAAUGGUUGUGGAGAGUUUUGUGUGACAUCCCACCAUUUUAAAGUGAAUAAACACGUAAACAACAUCACCUUUAGUAAUGCAGGUACUCCCCUAGGAUGUGCAGACCAAGUGCCACAUGGAGUUGAGCCGAAUGAGCACGGCACCUGGUUGUACGGAAGGAACGGCUGGUGUGAUGGGCAGAAUGUAUUACCAUGGGUGAUAGAUGUCACAGACCAGCUAGGACCACCAGGGACAGAUAACGUCCUGUCCUAUUUUGGCUGGUACAAUGGUACUGAUCCCAACCCUAAACAGAAUCCUGGGAUCAUUAUUUUGUAUUCCUAUUUGGUGUAUUAUAAGGAAUUCAUACUAUAAAUAUUGUCAGUGUAUCCUGUUAGUCAGAUAAAGUUUACCAAUGACCCAUUAUAAUCAAUUGUUGUCCAUUGCUCUCUAAAUAAUUUACAUUUUCAACUUCCUUUCAGUAACCCCUGAACAAAUUAUAUUGCAAUUUGAAAUAAUUCAAACUGGGUUAGAAUUUUCAGUGUGGGAUGGCAGUUUGAUGCUCUGCCACUAUUGACCUUGAUUGACCCCCAGGAUUUGAUGGGCAUGCUCAAAUGGCUCAAAUUUAAAUUAAAAAAAAAAAUUCUUCUCAAGACCCAGAUAUUGUCAAAACAAAUACUCUCUGUAGGUGGAAGUGCCUUAAGUGCUUCACACAAAUUAUGAAUUUCAUGACACUGGGGUCUAAUGUUUUCCCCUGGGAGGGGUGAAACUGACUAUUGUUUAUAUGGGGGAAAAUCAUAUUUUUGAGCUUCAUUAAAACUUUGUUAGAUUAUUAGUAUGUGAUGGCAAUUUGAUAGUAUGCACAUAUUUUUCUCCCUAGAUUACCACCAGGGGCUCAUGGGCUUGGGCAAAAUGGGUCAAAUUGAAAUAUAUCAUAACUCAGAUGCUAUUGAGGCCCUAUGGGCCUCUUGUUUCAUUCAAAAAACUAUUGUAUUGAGUUGAAAGGUCUUUAAGAAACUACAGGAUCAACACGCAUCAUCACCCAACUUAUCAUGUCUGUUACCUUUAAAGGCAGGUAAAUUAUAUUUUCAUACUAUAGAUGUGUUAAAAAAAAUCCAAAUUGUUCUCAACAGUGUUGAUAUUAAAAUAUCAGUUAUAUCUUUACUAUACAUAUCUGCAUAACAAUAUUUUCAAUCAUUUUCAUAUUAAGCAAUUUUUUAUAUAUAUAUGUACAUAAGCCUAGGACUAUUUUAUAUCCUACAUAAGCAUAAAGAUAGAGAUAUUCAUAAGCAUAUAUAGUUAUAAUAUUCAACAGGAAAUAGUUUAUUUAAUUAUGAAUGUGUUUUUUUGUACUUUUUUGCGACUUUUGUACUUAAUUCAACAUGGGUAUGCCAUUUCUAUAGGGAUAUAUGGUUGAAAACAAUUACUCGUUAACUCACCUAUGAGUGUAAUGCAAUCUACAGGGAUAAUGUUUAAAUACAACUACGCAGAAAGUGUGUUAAUUUACCUGUGAAUGUAAUGAUGUACAUUAUGAUUUUGUUAAAUUGAUAGAUAAUUAACAUUCCAUUAAUUUGAUGAAAUUGAUAUAUUCUGUUGUUGCCACACUUACCCACAGCCUAUUUAUAAUGAUUACAAUAUUGUGCUGUCCCCCAAAAUAACAGAAGGCUGCCAAGGUUGGGUCCCUGUAGUUCGCCUCCUUUGUCUCCUCACACAUGAGAGCUGUCUCCAUCUGAUCUCCAGUAGGUUGCAGUUUACCUCCUUAAACCGGAGACAAAGUCUCAGUUGACCUAUCGUGAUAACCUUUGGCGUGAUGGAAUGAAGGGCUACCAAAUUUGUUCAAUUUGAUGACCUUGACCAUCACUGAAGGUUAGGUGUAAAAUAUACAAAAAUCUUAACUUCUUCUUGAUAACAAAGAGGCCCAGAGACCUGCAGUUGGGUUUGAAGCAUGCUGGGAUGACCAUGACGUUCAUUCAAGGUAACUGGGGUCAAAUACCUUGAAAUCUUUUUAAUAAUCAACAGGCCAAGAGACCUGAUAUUAAGUUGUAUCGGUUUUGUAUCAUGUUUGGAUGAAGAUCUACCUAGUGUGUUCAAAUGGAUGACCUUGACCAUCAUUCAAGGUCACAGGGGUUAAAUAGGCUAAAAGCUUUUAAAUGACUUCUUCUCAUUAAGAAAGAUGCCAAGAUAACUGAUAUUGGGCCUAUAGCAUGCUAGGGUGACAAGCUAUCAAGAUUGUUGAAUUGAAUGACCUUGGCCUUCAUUCAAGGCCACAGGGGGCAAAUUUGCUAGAAUCUUUACAUGAAUUCUCACUAAGCAAGAGGCCCAGAGAACUGAUGUUUGGUCUUUAGUAUGCUGGAGUGAACAACAUUGACCUGAAAUUCAAGGUCACAGGAAUCAUAUCCUAACAAAAUAGGUCAAAACGAAGGAGAUCUAUCUCCAUCUGAUUUCCAGUUCAGGCAGUUCACCUCCUUAAAUUUUAUGUGUCCAUACAGGGGAGCUCUAUCUCCAGUAGCAUUUUUGUUUUGUGAAUCUCCAGUCUUUUUGUAAAUGUUAUGCUGAAGUCUACUGUUGCAAUUUCAUUUUUGAUACAAAUUUAAAAUCCUCAUGUUUCAGUUUUGUAUUAUAAAAACUGGUGAAUAAAGUAUAGAAUGAAA